AUGGCAAUGGCUUUUUCUCUUAGAGUGUUGUUAGUGGCCAUUGCUGUGGUUGCAAUGACUGCAAAUAUUUGCUGUGCAACAGAUUACAAUGUUGGAGACUCAGCUGGAUGGAAUACUGGUGUUGAUUACACUGCUUGGGCUAAGGGCAAGACUUUCAAAGUUGGUGACACACUUGUGUUCAAGUAUCCGGUUGGAGCUCACAACGUGAUUGAAGUGAAUAAGGGUGAGUUCGAAGGCUGCAAAGCGACUCAAGGCGUGCCUUUGACGAGUGGAAAUGACAGAGUGCCGUUGAGGAGUUCUGGACCUAAAUACUUUAUUUGUGGUGUUGCUGGUCAUUGUGAUUUGGGUCAAAAACUGACUAUUACUGUUUCUUAA
Molecule: messenger RNA, 375 nt
Organism: Humulus lupulus (European hop)
Lineage: Eukaryota; Viridiplantae; Streptophyta; Magnoliopsida; Rosales; Cannabaceae
Product: uclacyanin 1-like
Exons: 2
Coding region: 1-375 (124 amino acids)
Cellular component (GO): plasma membrane
Molecular function (GO): electron transfer activity
Source: RefSeq, a predicted model, not a curated record